CCCUUUUCACCAAAUCUAACAAUUCUUCAAAUACAUUUGAAAACUCCAUCGUUCUUGCUCUGUUUCUGAAUUUCAUUUCUUCCCUUUUUAUUCACAUUUUCCGCCAUGAAAAUUUCUUAAAACCCAUUAAAAGAGCCACCCUUUUCUCCAAAUCUGAGAUUUUUGAACUCACAUUUGACUAAUUGAAACUCUGUUUUUGCAAAGUUUCCAAAUAUGGUUUCGCUAGAAAAUUCUCAUUCUCAUGUUUCUUCUACUACCCAUUACUCCCAAACACGGCCUUAUUACUAUACUCCACCGCCGUCCUCCGCCAAAGUUCACCGACGUUCAAUCGGCCGGUCCAUGCGCACUAUCCGGUCCAAUUUGUACCAAACCGACUACGAAAACUCCGGUCCGGUUUAUGAGAACCUUACAGAUUCCGUCGUUGAUUUUCGCCUUACUGAGCUAGCGAAGAAGCCGCCGGUUGAUAAAUCUUCUUUUUCCGAUGUGGAAUUUCUGGAAAUUUCCCAUACUUUCAGUGAUUUCUCGGCGUAUAGCAGUGAUAUUUCCGGUGAGUUGGAACGUUUAGCUUACAUCCCAAAUUCGGAUCCGAAUCAGAGCUCCGUUAGUGAACCUGAACCGGAACCGGAACCUUGUGUAGGGUUUCUGCAGCGGGAGACGUUUUCGACAGAGAUAAUGGAAAGCAUUGAGCCGGAGGAUCUUCAGCCGACGGUGAAACUCUGCGUCGACAGUUUACAGUCACCGUCGGUUGCCGUGAAAAGAUCGGCGGCGGAGAAAUUGAGGUUUUUAGCUAAAAAUCGAGCUGAUAAUCGAGCUUUAAUCGGAGAGUCUGGUGCUAUUCCGGCAUUGUUACCACUUCUCCGGUGCUCCGAUCCACGGACUCAGGAACACGCUGUAACAGCUCUUCUCAAUCUGUCGCUUCACGAACCGAAUAAAACCUUAAUUACAAACUCCGGGGCGAUAAAAUCUUUGAUUUACGUGUUGAAAACGGGCACUGAAACUUCGAAACAGAAUGCAGCUUGUGGGUUGCUAAGCUUAGCUUUGAUAGAUGAGAAUAAGUUAUCCAUUGGUGCUUGUGGUGCUAUUGCCCCAUUAGUGGCGCUGUUAAUAAACGGGACGAAUCGGGGAAAGAAGGAUGCUCUAACGACGUUGUAUAAGCUAUGCACGGUGAGAUUGAAUAAAGAACGGGCGGUGAGUGCUGGUGCUGUGAAACCAUUGGUGGAGUUAGUGUGUGAGGAGGGAACAGGGUUAGCUGAGAAGGCUAUGGUGGUGUUAAGUAGCUUAACAGGUAUCGAGAUGGGGCAAGAAAGUAUAGUUGAGGAAGGAGGAAUUGCUGCACUUGUGGAAGUGAUUGAAGAUGGAUCGGAUAAAGGGAAGGAAUUUGCAGUGAUGACUCUUUUGCAGCUAUGUGUUGAUGGUGUAAGGAAUAGAGGACUUCUUGUUAGGGAAGGAGGAAUCCCUCCUCUCGUCGCCUUGUCGCAGACCGGAACUGCUAAAGCUAAGCACAAGGCAGAAACAUUACUGACAUACUUGAGGGAAUCAAGACAAGAAGCUUCUACUUCAACUCCUUAGCGAGGUAGCUUAGACGGUCUUCUACAUUUGAGUAUUUUCUGUUUAUAGGAAGCGAUUUGAAGAGUUUGUACAGAGUGGUUUAUAAAUUUAGAAGUUCAUGACAUAUGUCAAGGUAAUCAAGAAAAUAAAUAUCAAGUUAGUUUAAGGAAACUGACCUAUUUAGGUAAAUUUUUAACCAAGUUAUUACAUAGGAGCUGGCAAGGGUGGUGGGAAGGGUUCUCAUGUCCCUUUUGAAUUAUUAUCUGUCAGGUUGUUUGGUAAGAAUUUGAUAAUGAUCCCUUAGUUUUGUUUGGGUGGUCCAAAUUCUUCUGAAAGGGUUACUAAUUUUCUUAUUCUUUAGUGUGUAAAAAAGCUACUAUUUCAGUAUGCUUUAGUCUUUUUUGGUUCUUGAACAAUAUGUCCAGUAAUGAGAUAUUUUCUUGAUUUUCUA
Solanum verrucosum is the source of this 1999-nucleotide messenger RNA. RefSeq names its product U-box domain-containing protein 4-like. Lineage: Eukaryota; Viridiplantae; Streptophyta; Magnoliopsida; Solanales; Solanaceae. The transcript is spliced from 2 exons. Gene Ontology annotation, cellular component: nucleus; cytoplasm. The record is from RefSeq and is a predicted model, not a curated record. Gene Ontology annotation, molecular function: protein binding. Bases 214 to 1569 code for a protein of 451 amino acids.